CUCUUCCCUGUCCGCCACUCUCUCUCUCUCGCUCGCCACUCUCCCUCACGCGCGCACGCUCCCUCUCUCUCGGGGAGCCCCCAAAAUAAUACAUUCGCUCCGUGGGUUGACCACACAGCUCCGGUCCGGCACCGGAGAGUCGCAAGCGUUGCUCCGGGUACGUUGCUGCUGCUGCUGCUGCGGUGGUGGUGGUGCGGCGAGGGCAGCAAGGAACGAGCCGUGGUCGUCAUACUUCUUGCCGCCUCCUCCUCCUCGUCCUCCUCCUCCUCGUCCUCCUCCUCCUCGUCCUCCUCGUCCUCCUCCUCCUCGUCCUCCUCCUCCUCGUCCUCCUCCUCGAGUCUGGGUACUCGCAGUGCGCAACCGGACGAGCGCCGCCGGAGCGAAUUGGUCGGAUGUCCGUGACAGCGAUCGGCAGCCAACACAUCGAGCUCAAGUUCCCACAGCCAACACAUCUUCGUCUCCUGCUAAUUGUCCUCGUCUCUCCUGUUAAUUAUCCCCACAAUUAGAUAUUGUGAACAAAGAGACUGCGAAGACUGCUCUCAAAAACAACAACAAAAACCCGCAGACGCACAAUCUCCCCGUUCUUUAAAUAUGCCAAACGUUCACAGUCGCUGCAAGUCCAAAUUAUUAUAAUUUAAUGCUGGAAUGUAAGAGCGACGCUAUGCGCUAAAUAAAUAAAUAUUUCGUCUUUUAAAAAAACGCUUUAUUGGCAUAACAAAAAUCCGAGGAAAGUUUGUAGAAUUAUUCUGAUGAAAUAACUUUUACGAUAGUUGACGUGCCCUAAAUAUUCAGCGCUGGUCCCUUUGAAAAUAUACUUGGAAGAAAUAAUUUUCGUUUCUUUUUCCUUUUAUUUCUCUCACCACCCUUCGACUAAACACAUCUCGAGGUUCCUUUGAAGAGCGAGAGGCAAUAAAGAGGCUUAGCCAUGAAUUUCCUGAGAAGACGCCUCUCUGACAGCAAUUUCAUGGCCAACCUGCCGAACGGCUACAUGAUGGACCUGCAGAGGCCAGACCCGGCACAGGCACCGCCUCCCUCCGUGUCGCCAUCGGGGGGCCCGGCACAGCCAGGUGGCGGUGGCGGGAGCGGCGGUGGCGGUAGCGGCGGUGGCACCGGGGCCGGAGUGGGCCCGGCUGGCUCUGCGGCUGCCACUUCCGGCGCGGCGCCCCCAGCGGCGUCCGUGUCCCCCGUGGCGCAGUCGCCCGCCACGCCGCAGCCAGGAGAGCAGCGCCGCCUGUCCCAGUCGUCCGGAGGCGGCGAGGCGAAGGCGGGCGGGGGCAGCACGGGCGGUGGCAUCACCAGCGGUGCCAGCGGAUUCCUCAGCUCCCUGUCCAACGCCGUGCGGCAGACGACGGCGGCAGCGGCGGGGCUGGUGGAGCAGACGGCCGGCAGCGUCUCCGGCAGUGCCGGGCGCAAGUCCAAGGUGCUGCUCGUGAUCGACGACCAGCAGACCGACUGGGCCAAGUUCUUCCGGGGUAAAAAGGUUCUCGGGGAGUACGACGUGAAGGUAGAGCAGGCCGAGUUCUCCGAGUUGAACCUGGCGGCCUAUGUGGACGGGGGCUGCACCGUCGACAUGCAGCUCUACCGCAGCGGCACCAAGGUCGUGAGGUCGCUGAAGCCAGACUUUGUGCUCGUCCGCCAGCCGGCCUACAGCAUGGCGGGCAGCCAAGACUACCGCAGCAUUGUCAUCGGGCUCCAGUACGGUGGCGUGCCCACCCUAAACUCCUUGCACUCCGUCUACAACUUCUGCAGCAAACCCUGGGUGUUCUCCCAGCUGAUUCGUAUCCAGAAGAGCCUCGGUGCAGAGAAGUUCCCCCUCAUCGAGCAGACGUACUUCCCCAACCACCGUGAGAUGCUGACGACGCCGACAUUCCCGGUCGUGGUGAAGAUCGGGCACGCGCACGCUGGCGUGGGCAAGGUGAAGGUGGACAACCACUACGACUUCCAGGACGUGGCGAGCGUCGUGGCGCUUACCAAGACGUACGCCACCGUGGAGCCGUACGUGGACUCCAAAUACGACAUCCGCAUCCAGAAGAUCGGCGCCAACUACAAGGCCUACAUGAGAACCUCCAUAUCAGGAAACUGGAAGGCGAACACGGGUUCUGCCAUGCUGGAACAAAUUGCAAUGACAGACAGGUACCGGAUGUGGAUCGACACUUGCGCUGAGCUCUUUGGCGGCCUCGAUGUCUGCGGCGUGAAGGCGGUGCACGGCAAGGACGGUCGUGACUACAUCAUCGAGAUAAUGGACUCCUCCAUGCCGCUGCUCGGGGAGCAUCAGGACGAGGACCGCGCGCUCAUCGUGGAUCUGGUGGUCGCGCGCAUGAACCAAGUUCUGCCGCGCACGCCUGCGCCCUCCCCACAGCCUGGGCAGCAGAGGGGAGGGCAACCGUCUCCAGGGCAGCAGCGGAGCAGCCCGACACCGAGUCCCCAGCCGGGGCAGGUGGCUGGGGCCCAGGCCCGUCCACCACCUCAAGGAGGCGGCCCUCAGCAGGGCACCGGGGCCCAACCUCAGCGACCCGGGGCCCCUCCGCUGGUGCAGCAGCAGCAGCAGCAGCAGAGGAUGGGCCCUCCGGGCCAAACCUCCCAAGGGGGGCCGACCCCCGCGGGGGGCGGGCAACCCAACCAGCCGCCGCGUCCAGGGGUGGCCCCCCUCCAGCACGGAGGCGGUGGGGGUCCCCGGCCCGGCGGCGGAGGGGCGGCGGGGCCCCAAACGCAGCAGCCGCCGCGGUCGAGCGGAACGUCGCAGGCCCCGUCGGGGCAGCCGGGCCAGCCAGCGAGGCAGGGGCAGCCGGCGCCGCCGCAGAGGCAGUCGAGUCAGCAGCCCGCGGCGCAGCCGCACCCGCACCUCAACAAAUCUCAGUCACUGACAAACACGUUUAACAUCCCCGAGCCCUCCCUGUCGCGCGGCUCGGCGCCCGGGACGGAAGACCAGGCCAAGGCAGAGACCAUCCGGAACCUGCGCAAGUCCUUCGUCAGCCUCUUUUCUGACUGAUCGCUGCCUCCGCCGCAACCGCCGCAACCGCCACAACCGUCACAACCGCCGCAACCGUCACAACCGCCACAACCGUCACAACCGCCACAACCGUCACAACCGCCGCAACCGCCAAUCACUUUUUCCAACAAGCCAUGCAGCGAGCGCCCAAGAAAGUCCGCCACCGCCGGCAUCUGCGGCGGCGACUUGGCAGGCAGCGGAGGGGCAUCGCUUACCGGUUGGGAGGGGAGGUUUUUGCUUUCACGCUGUUUAAAAAAAAUGAUUACGAUAACGAAUAUGCUAAAAUAUUGUCGUAGAUAUCCCCCCCCCCCCCCCCCCCCCCCCGUUCAACGUCGUCGCUGCUGACCGCUACGAGUCAAGGCCCCUCUGCCCGGCUAAAUGUGGUCACCUAACAAAAUACAUAUAGAGCGAGGGAGCAUAGGUAAAUUAAAUACACGCAUAUUUACACGCUUGUAUGAAACGGUAGCGUUUUUUGAGAGUGACGUUUGAGUUGAAAAUCCGAUACCCUGUAAUUGUGUUUGUGCUCGAUGUUCAAGCCGACGCGGUUCUGGAAUUGUGUACGUUGAUCGGCGAUUGCCACGAUUUGUGUGCGUUGCCUGCACCCUUUGGUCCUACGCACCCUGGCAUGUUGGCAAUAACGGCGUGUUUGUGAUGUCUCGUAUUUUUUGCCUUCUCUAACGAGGAAUGAGUAAUUCGCACCGACGGCAGCGCUGGCCGAGAAAUUACAUGUUUCCGAGUAAAAAAGAAAAGUACGUGAAUCGUGUUGCAACCCCAAACCUGCUUGCGUGCUCCACUCGCGUUCUAAAUUUAUUUUUGUUGAACGUUUUAAAUGUUUCGCGCGUAUUGUUUUGCGGUGCUCUGCUGCCCUCUGCGGGCAUCUCGAUGGCAGCUUUCGCAUGCAGAGUGGAUUCACCUUCAAAGUCAAAGACAGUCCAUCUACUAUCUGAAUCCUUUAUUUUCAAUGCCAAGUUAGUCCAUGGGCCCAUUCCAAAUAUUUUACUUGUCGGUACCAACUGACUUAUACCAACAUAUUUACAUACCCAAUCAAGUCAAAAUCCAAAGUGAGUUCCUGUUUAAAUGAGAAUAGGUGGUGCUCAUUUCCCAUUUAAAGUGGUGGAAAAUCCACAUUCCUAUGGUGGGGGCAAGUAUAUCCAUAAAACAACCACUGUUGACUUCCCCACAAAGUGGUACUGAUUUUAUCAACCAUGGAGGGAUGAUGAGCCAACCCCCAACCAUAAAAGUGUCAUUUAAUAAGAACUAGAAACCGCGUGAACUUUGGAUAUGACCGUCUGGCCUUCCGUCCCUCCCAGGCAACUAGCAAAACGUUUAAUUGCAUACAGAGCCCUGUCUGUAUGCAGCUUUCCCUGGCCUUCUCUGCAUAUCUCAAUUCAUCUCGAUGCCAUUGCUUUGUUUCUCUCGUUUUCCUCUAUUUUCUGUCCCGUCUUCUACCUCUCCCUCCAUAUUCCUCUCCUACCUCCACUGCCUCUCAACCACUUCCCUCCCGCUACCGCUCUCCACGUCCGUCUCUCUUUCUCUCACCUCUCACCCUCACUAUUCACUUUGCCAACUCUCCCUUUCCCGCCUCAACCUCUCUUGCCUCGACCUAAAUGUCCCUUCCACUGCCGUCUUUGCUUUUUCUUCUCCAUUCCAUGUCCCUGCCCCUCUCCUUUCCGCUCCUCUCCGUCUCGACCUCCCUCCUCUAUUUCCAUCCCUUACCCCCCCCCCCCCUCCUCACCACCACAUGCGCCAUGCAGGCAGACAUGAAUCCAGGCAGGCAGGACGCCAGCCAGAACACUUUCCCCCCCGCCAUAUCUAGUGAUGAUGUAAUCACGUAAUCUUACGUUCAUUUGCAGUUUACACAAAUCGCUUGCCCUAAACGUUUGCCACCACCCGUGGUGCCGAAUUCUGAUCUGGCCCAGUGGAUGACGAUGACGCAGCAGGGACUCGCGGCCAAUUUGUUGAAGAGGAAUUGCUGCCGCGCGCGAGCGCGCGCAACCUGAAGUGGUAUAGACGUGUUCCGUCGCGAUUGCACGAGCUCUUUUUUCUUGUCUCGAAGGGCGUAAAGUCGAUGGUUGGUCGCAAAGGCGAGCACAGCGGGCUCUCAACCUCGUCAAGGUGACGAAGGCCACGGCACACAGAGGGGUCACACGUCCACGCGUUGUUAGUACGGCAUUUGUGUCCUGCUGUGUGUCGGUGUGUUCGCGCGUGAGGCAUGUGUGUUCGCGCUGUGUAUUCGUGUGUUUUAGUGUUGGUGAUGCACGUGGGUUCACGUUGCGUAUCGGUGAGUUCUGUGUACGUAUAAGGCAUUUGUGUAUGAUUGUUGCAUUGUCUCCGCUACGUGGUGAAUGCGUUCACCGUGCACCAUUCAAAAUUUAUCCUGCACGGUAUCCACGCCGCAGCCUGCACACCACCCACUGCCCCACCCCCUUCCCUGGAAAUCAGGGGGCAACGCGACCCAUGCGUUCAGAACUGCUGAGCUCAUCUUAUCUUCGCGUUUGCCGGAGAUUGUAAGAUUUCCCCCCCGGCCUUGAAUGUUUUCGUCUUAUGCAUACGUGAAUGUAACCCCACGGUGACCUUUUCACGAUUGUCGCUCCCCGACGUCGCUCCCGAACUUUUGCGUCCGUGACCGCCGUGACCUGGCCGGGUCACCACCCCCACCCCGACCCCCCACCCCGACCCACCCCGACCCCCCACCCCGCGGCGCGACGUUCCGUUCUAUGCAGGGCGUUCUCUCCUUGCUUCUCGUUUUGCCCGUUGCCGUUCGGCGAUUCCGCGUCGGACGAAUUUGUCUGCUCUCCCCCCACGAGGCGUUCGGCUUUCCCUCCCCCCACCCCCUCCCCGCCCGUUCGCAGAAAUCGGGAAUCCUCCUGCCGCGAUUUUGGCGAAACGUGGGAAUGACCGCGAGUCUCGUGCGGGCUCCCCCCCAGCCCCCCAUUACCGAGUCGACCUUUCCGUGUCCUCCAGGGCGACUUUUAGCCGUUGGAGUGGGGGGGGGGGGGAUUUAGAAAGUCGUAAUUUUUAAUUGCUGUGCUCAUGACGACGUGCUGUUUCGCGUGUUGUUGCGUCUUUUACCUCGUGUGGUGUACACUCGGCGUGACUCCGCUGUUGCAUGGGGAAAGCGGAAACCUGUGGCGUAUUACCGCAGUGUGGAUUUUUACCAUGAUGUGUCUACCAACAGAUGCCCCCCGCCCCGCUCGGCAACCUUUUUUUUUCAUUCUGAUAGCGGCGCAUCUCCCCGUGCGUUACCCUCUGCGGCUGGCUUUCUGGUCCUUGGUUUGGUUUGUGUUUUUUGGGGUACCGCGUGACGGUCCCAAGUGCUGCAGUGCUUUUUCGCCCGGAUCGGUGGUGAGAUUCUAGAGGCCGCGUUGCUCGCUUCAGCAGGGCCACCCGUGCCUGGCGGGUGGCGGAGAGAAGGCGAAUGGCGCAAAUUAAGCCCCGGAUCUCGCACUCAAAAAGAGGGCACCGCGACUAAUGGGGGGGGGAGGCGGGGGAGACUGACCGCCCCCCCCACCCCCCCAUGUGUCAAUUCUGCUCCGGAGCCUCGGGGUUGUCCUUGCAUAUUCAGUGCAUUCGUAGCUUCUACCGUACGUGUUUUAAAUAGCUAUAAGACAUCAAUUUAAAAAGAAAUGCGUCUUAAAUUACGCCGAAUUAUAUAUACAUUACAAUAGUGUAUUUAGUGAUACAUAUCUAUAACAUGUUGGUUCAGAGAUCACAUAUACUACGUGAAACGUUGACCUUAGUGGAUACAAUUAAUAGGUGGUUCUUUGCCAAAUGCAAUUUCAAUUCAAUAUUCACGUUACACAUAUAUACUGUACGUGUGACAUCACACAUCGACAGGUGUUGUAUUUGCAUUUUGAAUGUCUGCAAUGUAUUUAGUUGGGUUAGACACCCCCAAUUUAGCAUAUAUUAUCUAACGUCACACUUUCAUUCUCAAAAUAGCUUUCAUACAUCCAUUCGUUCUCACAUUGAUAUCUUGUAGAGGUGUAGUGACGCCUCGAUUCAGCGAUUGAUAUUGAAUCUCUUCGCUAAUGAUACGUGCAUUGAAUCAAGUGUAUGUAUGUAUGUUGAACUUCUUUCGCAUCGUACGUAGCCAACCGUGUUAAACGGAGGUGCUAGGGAAGGACAACAAACUAAACAAAAAAAAGCUAUUCUGAAAAAAAUAGUUUUCAAGGAUGGCAUCCUUGAAUAAGGAUGACAUGCUUUCCGAGUCAUAUACCCUGUGCGGCAGCGGAUUACUGCUGGCUGUGGUGUAAUUACAUCACGGGCAUUGGCUGUACUUCUAUGCGCCCACGUCUGCUGUGCUGUGCUCACCACCUGCAACCCACUCGCACUGACCUAGCAUGGCGAAGUACGGUCAAGUAGCCCCCACGACCUGCACGGCGUGGGGAGGCCCUCAUCCAGCAGUGGAUUAGAUUUUACAAAAAAAAAGGCUGGAUGCGUGAUUCCUUGCCGUCACGCGUGGCCGCGUAAUUCGUCACAACGCUGAGAAAAUGAUCGAUCGUUGAGUCGCAUUCAUCGAAUCGCCCUUAACGAAGGUGAAUCGUUGCACCCUCGAUAUGAUGCAUACGCCUUCGUUACAAGCGUGUGACCGUGCAGAGCGUACGGCAGCUGGCGACGGCUGCCGAGCCCGUUGCCAACUCGCCGAGCGGGUCACAGGGUGCUCGCUCUCAUUCUCCACACUUUGCUGCUCCCAGCGAGCAAACGUUGACCUCACCGAGCGCUUCAUUAUCACACCGCGGUUGCAUAUUGUUUGUGUCUAGUCGUGGUUAAAUAUUGAAAACUUGAAAGUGAAUCGUAUGAUGUGGUCUCCCCACCCCCCCACCCCCCCCCGAAGUGUUUCUGUUAUGCCUCUCCUUCACCCUAAAUUGUAACCUACAGAUGGCUUCUCAGUCUGUGCCGUACAAAGGUCUGCCUCGUCUCAAACGUCGCCCGCUAGUGCUUAUAAUUGAAUGAUCGUUCGCACUUGUGUAUUUAAAUAUAGACAGAGUCAUAAUAUGCACCUUCUGGGCGCACGGUGCAGAGUCAGCGGAUAGCGGUGCGAGUGGUACAACUUGAAGUGACACUUCUGAAACGUGUAAGUUGCUGGGCCAAGGUUUGCUAGGACCGGGCCUAUUCCGCGAUGCCUCUCUUCUCUUGCGUGUUUCCCUGCCCUCACCCGAACUGCCACAGAACCCCCUUCUACCCUCACGGUGUUCUGAAAUUCUUUCGCUAAGCUGUCUUUAAGAUGCGAUUGCACUUUCUUUCCUGCCAUUUCCAUUGAAAUUGUUGGUUAUUUUAUCAAUGACAUAAAGCAUGCAUGCAGUUAUUGGUGAGGCGUCAUGUCACAGGUUAAUGUUCCCGAUUCAUAUAUACCACUGAUUGAUUGUAUAAGAGGAACCCCGGUAUAAUGGACCGACAGUGAGGAUUCAGGGAUGAUGGUAAUGCCACCUAAUUUAUUGUGUCUUUCUGUUUUAUAAUGUUUGCUCUUUUUCCGGGAGAGUUACAUUCAUGUCAGUGCUUUGCGAGCCAAUGCAAAAAUGUUAUUGUGUGAGAGCCAGAUGUUUGAGGCUGACUGACAGGAGAGGCCGUGCCCUAUUCAGGUUUUCCAGCAUAGUUUAUUUAAAUUGUACUGAUUUGUUUCGCGUUAUCCUGAUGUGUUAAAUCAAGAAUGCCCGUUUUUGCAAUGAAACACCGCCACUACAGUAACUUAAGAAUCUCAGCACCAUUAAUUUUGCAAGGGGAAAAAAAAUCUGGCCUUUUGCGUUGACUAUUUUUAGCCGUUGACUGUCAAUUAUAUUCUCUGACGCACAUAUGAAGAAGAAAAAAUCGAGCUUUUGAAAGGAUGGGUUAACUUUCAUGUGUGAUUUUUUUUGUGUUCAAUUCAUUAAAUAUUUCAUACCUGAUUCGACCGGUAUUACGAAGGAAGCCAGCAAAAGUGAUGAGCGACCAUUGUCGCAAAUGAAGGGGGAUUUGUUCAUUCGGCGAUGCCAUCGGUGUAGAUGAUACGUCAACCAUGACGCAUUGGUUCUUUCCGCAUGGGCACAAUAUUGCAA
Molecule: messenger RNA, 9021 nt
Organism: Petromyzon marinus (sea lamprey)
Lineage: Eukaryota; Metazoa; Chordata; Hyperoartia; Petromyzontiformes; Petromyzontidae
Product: synapsin-2-like
Biological process (GO): neurotransmitter secretion
Cellular component (GO): synaptic vesicle membrane; synaptic vesicle
Molecular function (GO): ATP binding
Source: RefSeq, a predicted model, not a curated record